This is a messenger RNA of Aedes albopictus (Asian tiger mosquito), 5268 nucleotides long. RefSeq lists its product as uncharacterized. The coding region runs from base 1 to 5268 and encodes 1755 amino acids. The record is from RefSeq and is a predicted model, not a curated record. Lineage: Eukaryota; Metazoa; Arthropoda; Insecta; Diptera; Culicidae. The transcript has 3 exons.
AUGACAGUUCUGCACGAACAAUUGAUUGCGGUCGAUCAGACGAGCUGUAGGUCGUGGUGGCAUUUCGAAUGCGUCGGAGUGACCGGCAGUAUCGCGGAGCAAGGUAGAACCUUCACUUGCCCUGGAUGCCAGCAACCAUCGCUAACUAUCCCGUCAGACUUUGAGAAGUCUAAAGUUGGUAAGUCCGUAAGCAAAGCCGGUAGUUUCGUCUCCGGAAGAACGAGGUCCAGCGUUAGGGCUAGAAAAGCUCAGUUAGAACUAGAGAAGCUAGAGGCGCAGAAGGCUCUCGCCUUAAAACGAUUAGAAUUAGAGAAUAAGAAGUUGCAGCUGGAGGCAGAGGUCCUUGAGGAAUCUUUCCGGUUGCGCGAAGAGAUAGAGAGAGAGGGCGGAAGCGAUACCGGGAGCGUGUAUUCGCAGCAGAGUUCACGUAGUAAGGUAGAAGAGUGGCAGAAGCAGCAGGAAGAGAUCAUGAGUUCGACGAUCGCGGCAUCUGCGGAAAUACCCUCGGAGGUCGGUCUUCAGAAGGAAACCACGGCGACAAUCGGAACAGGUGCUAGCCAGGGCGGCGAAAAGCAGCCGGGAAAGAACAUUCUCGAUAGGGCCUUGCAAGGCAUUUCCUUAGAAGAUAGUAUUAGCGAGGGUACGUUAGGAGGCAUGAUUGGUCGAACAUCGGAAAUCAUAAGGCAGUCAGGCACCAGUAGGGUAGGACUUCCCCCUGUAAGCGUCAGCUCUAGAGUACCAGGCGUGAGCGCCAACAACCAAGUCUCGCUCGGGUACAUACAUCCGCACUCCACUCUUGGCUCAUGGAAUGAGUCCAAUAUUCCGCAGUCAAUAGCUCCCUCGUUAAUUCCCAGUCAAUCGCAAAUCGGCGGGUUUGCGAGGCAUUUGCCAGCAAGCAAUUCGCGAAUCGUUUCCUCGGUAGUGAAUAUGGCAAGUGGUACGAGAAUUGGUGAUUCCUGCAGUGCGCGACCAGUUGCAACAAGCGAAUCGGUUGGUGAUUAUCCGGUGAACACACGAGAUGAACAACCGUUGCUGAGACGCAGAGAUCAACCGAUGCGGAAUCCGGAGCUGCACACAUCACUCAACCCAGAAAGGCAGUCAGUAGAGAGUCCGAGGGAGAAUCUCGCUCAGAACGCUGAUCAGCAUGGUUGGGGACCGAGCCCGCAGCAGAUUGCAGCACGGCAAGUUAUUGCAAAAGAGUUACCGACGUUUAGCGGAAACCCAGAAGAUUGGCCACUGUUCAUCAGCUCGUUUACUAACACCACCCAGGCGUGUGGGUAUUCAGAUGCGGAGAACUUGGCCAGACUGCAGCGGAGUUUGAAGGGAAAUGCACUUGACGCAGUGCGUAGUCGAUUGCUUCUUCCUGCAGCAGUUCCACACGUUAUAGCUACCCUUGAGACGUUGUACGGUAGACCAGAGCUGCUAAUCCAUACGUUGUUGCAGAAGGUUCGUGGGGCUCCAGCGCCGAAACAGGAUCGGCUCGAGACUUUGAUCGGGUAUGGAAUGGCGGUGCAAAACCUCAGCGAUCACCUGGAAGCAGGCGGACAUCAGGCUCACCUAAACAAUCCGAUGUUGUUGUUCGAGUUGGUGGAUAAACUACCCGCUAAUAUGAAGCUGGACUGGUCGUUGUAUAAGCAACGCUGCGUGGAUGUGAACAUCCGGGCAUUCUCGCAGUACAUGGCAACGCUGGUGCGAGCGGCAACAGACGUUACGUUGCACUACGACCCAAAGCAUCAACCAGAACAGCAGCAGCGAGGAGCGAGAGGCGGCAAGGAUAAGACUUUCUGUGGUGCGCACUCUACGGAAGCAGCUUUGAAGACGCCGGCGAAGAAGGAAUGUAUACCCGGACGAAAAGAAGAGCAAUCGAGUCCAGCCUGUUUGGUUUGCAAGGAUCCAGAACAUCGGGUGAAGAAUUGUUCUGUGUUCGCCAAGAAGCCCUUGGAAGAACGCUGGAAGCUAACCGGGCAGUUGGGUCUAUGUCGGAUCUGCUUAGGAAUCCAUGGGAAACGACCUUGCAGGAUUCGAGGAACAUGUGCUAUCGACGGAUGCCAGCUGCGACACCAUACUUUGCUGCACUCGAAGCAGAGGGGAAACGAAAAUCAAGCGAAGGCUGACUCGAAGGCGGAAGGAUCAAGUGCGAUAACCAACCAUCAUUCAGCGGACAGGGCGGUACUUUUCCGAAUCGUUCCCGUAAUGCUGCAUGGCAAUAAUCGCACGGUGCCCGCAUAUGCUUUUCUGGACGAUGGAUCGGCUAGAACCUUGGUGGACGAGGAGAUCGCAAAGGAGCUGGGUGUAACUGGACAACCACUUCCCCUGUGCUUGCAGUGGACUUCCAACGUGAAGCGUGUCGAAUCAGAUUCUCAACAAGUGGCCUUGGAGAUUUCUGGAGAGAAGAGCCACUGUAAAUUUGCGUUGAAGGACGUGCGCACAGUACGGAAACUGGACCUGCCACGACAAUCGCUGCGGUACGCAGAAUUGGCAGAUGCUUUUCCUUACCUGAAGGGACUGCCGAUCAGAGGAUAUGAAAACGCGCUUCCACGGAUACUCAUCGGCAAUGAUAAUGCGCACGUCACGGCGAUGCUGAAGAUGCGGGAAGGUCAGCCCGGAGAACCUAUUGCGUCUCGACUCGGGUGGACGGUGUAUGGAUCGAGGAACGAGAGCAUCGACCACGCACAUAGUUUCCAUAUAUGCGACUGCGAAGACGAUCAGGCCCUUCACGAUCUAGUGAAACAAUUCUUCUCCGUAGAAAGCUUGGGUGUUGACGCCGCGCCAUGCCUGGAAUCGGCGGAAGUGCAAAGAGCGAAGCGAAUUUUGGAGAACACCACUAAGCGCAUUGGACAACGUUUCGAGACAGGGCUUCUGUGGAAAUAUGAUCGUUUUGAAUUUCCGGAUAGUUACCCGAUGGCAGUUCGGCGUUUACAGUGCUUGGAGCGGCGUAUACAGAAGGACCCAGUGGUAGGCGAGAGUGUCAUGAGACAGUGGUCCGAAUACCAGACCAAAGGCUACAUACAUAAAGCGACCCCGGACGAGCUCAGAGCGGCAGAUCCGAAGCGUACGUGGUAUCUUCCGCUGGGCGUUGUUAUCAACCCGAAGAAGCCAUCAAAGAUCCGAAUUUUCUGCGACGCGGCGGCGAAAGUAGAUGGCAUCUCCAUGAACACGAUGCUCCUUAAGGGGCCGGAUCUUCUGAACACGCUGCUCGAUGUGCUUUUUGGAUUCCGUGAGAAGCAAGUCGCACUCUGCGCCGAUUUGAAAGAGAUGUUCCAUCAAAUUCAGAUUCGACCAGAUGAUCGACAUGCGCAACGUCUGCUAUGGCGGGAAGAUCCAGCGCAAGUUCCAGACGUCUAUAUUAUGGACGUCGCCACGUUUGGAGCAACCUGUUCGCCGUGUUCGGCACAGUUUGUUAAAAACAGAAAUGCCGAGGAGCACUCGUCGGAGUACCCGGAAGCAGCGGAGGCCAUCGUGCGUAAGCACUACGUGGAUGACUAUCUUGACAGCGCAGACAAUGUCGAGGCAGCAGUGAAGAUAGCUUUGGACGUAAAACAUGUACACUCCCUCGGCGGGUUCCAUCUGCGAAAUUGGCUGUCAAACUCAAAAGAAGUUCUUGCACGGGUCGGGGAAACCGAUACGGCAACAGAGAAGAAUCUCCAGUUGGACAACGGCAACUCGACAGAGCGUGUACUAGGGAUGUUCUGGAAACCGGAAGAAGAUGUGUUCACCUUUUCGACGACGCUGGCACUUGAAACGGAUCAUCCCACAAAGCGACAAGCGUUGCGCGUCGUGAUGAGUCCGUUCGACCCUGUCGGGUUGUUAUGCUUCUUUCUCAUCCACGGGAAGAUCCUAAUACAAGAGCUGUGGAGGUCGAAAACCGAUUGGGAUCAGCAGAUACCGGAGCAGUUGAAGGAGCUGUGGAUGCGCUGGACGAGCAGGUUUGAACAGCUGGACGAAGUACGUGUCCCGCGUUGUUAUUUUCCUCUCCGGGCGCAAAACGAGAUCAACAACCUUCAACUGCAUGUCUUCGUCGACGCCAGUGAAGAAGCGUACGCCUGCGUUGCAUAUUUUCGAGCGGAGUUUGCGGACACGGUUGAGAUAGCAGUGGUCGGAGGCAAAGCGAAAGUAGCACCGUUAAAAGCGAUGUCAAUUCCAAGGUUGGAGCUGAUGGCGGCGGUGAUAGGAGUUCGUCUACUAAAAACUAUCCGCAAUGGGCAUUCGCUGAAGAUCGACAAAACGGUAAUGUGGAGCGACUCGAAAACAGUGUUAGCCUGGAUCAAUUCGGACCAUCGGAGAUAUCGGCAGUUUGUCGCAUGCCGCGUCGGUGAAAUUGUUUCGAAGUCGGAUGCUGCGCAAUGGCGAUGGGUGCCAACCAAGGAAAAUCCAGCAGAUUUGGCAACCAAGUGGGGAAAAGGUCCAUGCUUUUCGUCGACAAGUUCGUGGUUUAGGGGACCAGAAUUUCUGCGUUCCUCCGAAAACGAAUGGCCUCUCGGAGAAAGGACAAACGAUGAAGCAACCACCGAGGAAAUUAGAAUUUGUCUGAUGCAUUCAAAAGCAGCUGAGCUCCGUGUAAUCGAGUGGCAUCGGUUUUCCAACUGGAUUCGUUUGCAGCGUUCAGUGGCAUUUUCUCUCCGAUACUGCAGAAAUUUGAAACACAAGGUGAAGAAGGAGCCGCUAGCAGAGGGACCGCUGACGCAACAAGAACUAUCGCAAGCAGAGAUGGCUAUAUUUCGCCUGGUGCAGAGCGAGGAGUAUCCAGAUGAAGCAGCAGCUCUCAGCGCCGAACGUGAUCAACAGGAGAACUGUUCGGUACGACUAGAACGAACAAGCAAGAUUCGGACAUUGUCGCCGUUCAUGGACGAUACCGGCGUUAUGCGAUCGGAGACUAGAAUUUGUGCAGCUGCGUUCGUAUCAUACGAUACCAGGUUUCCGAUAAUUCUUCCAAAGGAUCAUGCGGUUACUAAAUUGUUGCUGGAAUGGUACCACCGCAGAUUUCUCCACGCGAACGGAGAGACGGUGGUCAACGAAGUGAGGCAGCGGUUUCACAUUUCGGCUCUGCGUUCAGUAGUCCGAAAGGUGGCGAAGACGUGUAUGCAGUGCAAGGUGAGGAAGGCGGUCCCGGCAGUUCCACGGAUGGCUCCUCUGCCAGAAGCGAGGCUAAAGCCGUACGAGCGUCCAUUUUCCUAUCACGGUGAAGAGGUGGAUAGCACUGUUCACUUGCCUCACUACGCGUGCCGUUCAUCUGGAGGUCGUUCAUUCACUGUCAACCGAAUCCUGUAA